GGCAGAAGACUGCGCGAGACGUCAGUACGCGGAGAACGCUACAGGUGUCGACACACCCCCCCCAGCUCCCUACACCCGGUGCUGCUACAUGUUCCCUUAGACAUAGAGUCAGCAGGUGCCCGUAGAUAGAAGCAUUGUGUCUUGAGUCAUCAGGUGCCCGUCGACGUACUGAAGUAUCCCGGGGAGCAGGUGUGUUCACAUGAUGGAGAAGACACCCCAAGAUGUGGCGACUGCGGAAGGGGGCGUGGCUGACUCCGAGACAGGGAAGGAAGGGAUGAAGCGCGGCAACUGGGGCGGCAAGCUUGAGUUCAUCCUCACCUGUGUCGGCUACGCUGUGGGCCUCGGCAACGUUUGGAGGUUCCCCUACCUGGCCUUCAAGAACGGCGGAGGUGCGUUCCUGAUCCCCUACUGGAUCAUGCAGCUGUUCGUGGGGAUGCCUCUGUUCUUCAUGGAGCUGUCAUUCGGCCAAUUCGCCAGUCUUGGCCCCAUCACAGUCUGGAAGGUCAACCCUCUGUUUAAAGGGCUCGGCUACAGCAUGGUGAUCGUGUCGGGGCUCAUCGGCGUUUACUACAACGUCAUCAUCGGCUGGUGCUUCUUCUACUUCUUCUCCUCGAUGCAGGGAACGUUGCCCUGGUCUCACUGCAACAAUGAAUGGAACAGCCCCAACUGCAUCGUAGACAGCCGGGUCGCCAACAACUCUAAUGCCACCCUCAAUAUAACGAUGUACAACACAACCAUCUCAGCCAGCGAGGACUACUUUCUGAAUUACGUGCUGAAGAUGUCUGACGGGUUGGAGAACAUGGGUGGCCUCAACUGGCGCCUUAGUUUGUGCCUGCUGUUGGCGUGGUUUGUUGUCUUCGGAGUACUCAUCAAGGGAAUCAAGUCACUAGGGAAGGUCGUCUACUUCACCGCCACCUUCCCCUACCUUCUGCUGACGGCGCUGCUUAUCCGAGGUGCAACACUAGAUGGAGCCUCAGAUGGCAUCAAGUUCUACCUGACGCCCGACUGGAGCAGGCUUGCCGACUCAGAGGUGUGGAGUGACGCAGCCACUCAGGUGUUCUACUCCCUUAGUGCCUGUUCCGGGGGCCUGGUACUCAUGGCCAGCUUCAACAAGUUCGACAACAAUUGCUUGAGGGACGCCUUGAUUGUUCCUCUCGUGGAUUGUCUCACGAGCUUCUUCUCGGGAUUUGUGGUGUUCACUGUGCUGGGGUUCAUGGCGUACAACAAACAGGUCAGCGUAGCCGAUGUUGCCGCUGGAGGUCCAGGUCUGGCAUUCGUGGCCUACCCAGAGGCUCUGGCCAGCAUGCCGGCCCCCACCGUCUGGGCCAUCCUGUUCUUCUUCAUGAUGGUUAUCAUCGGGUUCAGCUCUCAGUUCUCCAUCAUAGAAACAAUCAUCUCGUCCAUCUCUGACGAAUACGACUGGAUACUCCGGAAAAGUUUCCGGAACUCCACCCUCUUUCGCGUGUCUCUUUGUGUCGCCUUCUAUCUCAUGGCUUUGCCUAUGACUACAAACGGCGGAAUGUACCUCUUGGAGCUUGUAGACAGCACCGUCAGCGGCUUCCCGCUCCUAUUUGUCGGCUUGCUGGAGUGUAUGGCCAUCAACUACGCCUACGGUUACAGUCGGUUCUCCGAGGACAUCUCCAUGAUGCUGGGGAAACGUCCGUCCAUCUACUGGAGGUUCUGCUGGUGCUUCAUGACCCCCGCAAUGUUGUUUACAGUGAUAGUGUUCAAGUCUAUCCAGUACAAGCCACUGAAGUACGGCGACUACGUCUAUCCGGACUGGGCGCAGGCUUUGAGCUGGCUGGUGGCUCUCUUCCCCAUCGGCGCUAUCCCCGGAUGGUUUCUCUUCUACUUUCUUCGGAACGGCGGCUGGGAUCUGAUGAAGCAGCUGUCUAUCCCACUCCCAGGAUGGGGCCCUGCUCUUGAACAGAACCGGAAGUUCCGGUACGCAGGAACACGUGAGCUUGCGCAGAUCGCGAUCCAGAAAGACGCUGAUGACGAGAGGGACGUAAGUCGCGAAAUGGACGGGUACGAUCCGAAGACUGGUGGUCAGGAAAGACUCAGGUUUGACAAGAAGGAUGAUGGACAGGACAAUCUGGGGUAUACCAAGGAGGACGAGCCCCCUUCUUACCAGGAGACAUUCACCAAGAUGUAAGGGAUGUCCCACCAUGUUAUCGGGGUUGCUGAACUUUUUGAAUACCAGCUGAAUUACUUUCUUGAUAAAAGUUGAAUGGACGUGGACAUUGUAGAUUGCGUUUGCCAUUAAGCCAGCCUCCGGCAGGGGGAUAUAUAGCAGUGUUGCGCCUCUAAAGAACGACCACCUUAUUCUUGAUUCUUCUUUUUCUGAACUUUUUAUAGCCAUUUUUGUACAAACUUGUAUUCACGUCUUAUUGUUUUAAUACCUUUGUAAUGAGGAACUCUUCUACCACUUAACGAUGUGACAUCACAUCAUUUUUGAUUACGCGUGCAUAUAUUACAUAUAUCUGUUUUGGUGUGUUUGCUUGGAAUAAUAUGUUUUAUAAUAAUGAUUUGUUUUAAAUAAUUUCGUUUAGAAUAUGGUAUGUGGACAUUUGCAGAAAUAUUUAUAACCAGCUCUUGCAAAAAUGUAUUUACGUCUUAUUGCUGUUUUAUAAUCAAUCAUGUUGUAUAACUUCACUGAAGAGGCCUCAAGGCUGUAGUACACAUAUAUUAUAUCAGAGUAAUAAAGUCUAUAGAGUGGCAUCAUAAAUAAACAUUGACAAUUGUUGCAAAAUUACGCUGUAAUAGGAAUGUAACAGAGAUUCAAAUUUAAAGACACUGGAAUGGAUAAGGUAAUAUUCUCAUAUACACUUGUUUCUUUAAUUAUGCAUAGUCCAGACAUACAAGACUCUACUGUAUUUAUGCGAAGAAUACCUUUAUCUAAAUCCAUUCAAUAUUUCUUUACAAUUAAAACAGAUGAAUAAUGUUCAGUGUAUAUAUGCGUUUUCCACAGCCUAUUAGAACUGCAUUUGUUUGAUACUAUUAAAGAUUUUGUAAAUAUAUUGCCUUAAAUCUUUGUGUUAUUUACAUAAUUUAUACAGAAUAGGAUUCUACAUAUUGAUCAUUCAAAACAUAUCCUACUUUAUACAAAAAAAAUCAAAAUUGUUUAGUCUAAGCCCUAGCUCCGUGUAGUUAUAUUCCACUUAUAUUAACGAAAUACCUUGAAUAUAUCCAUAAACACCUGUUGUGCUUGCACUGAUUGUCAAUUUGUCUCUGUAGACCAUUAAUAGUACUAGAAAAGAAAUAAUGUCAAUUGCAAAGAUAAGUAAGAACAACUGUGUAAUACUUGGAUGUAACUGAAUACCAUUUGUUCCCUGUUGUGUACAGCAAUGCCAUAUGGAUGUAAUAACAAAAUAAAAGACGUUGGCACUCUUUCUAAGCAAGGAACUGCCAACGUCAAUGAACUGA
Messenger RNA from Haliotis rufescens (red abalone), 3426 nucleotides. Its product is annotated as sodium- and chloride-dependent glycine transporter 1-like. The transcript has 15 exons. Gene Ontology annotation, biological process: sodium ion transmembrane transport. NCBI's taxonomy places the organism in Eukaryota, Metazoa, Mollusca, Gastropoda, Lepetellida, Haliotidae. The record is from RefSeq and is a predicted model, not a curated record. Gene Ontology annotation, cellular component: membrane. The coding region runs from base 200 to 2155 and encodes 651 amino acids.